AUGUCUCUCAAUAUCUACAUCGAAGACCCGCGCCAAUAUUACGCGGAAAACGACAUCAUCAGGGGGCGAAUAAUUUUUGACUGCCCUCGAGAUUUCCAACAGUUCAAAGAUGUCAGACUAACCUUCUCGGGUUGCUCGAAAGCCAAGAUUCAGAAAGUGAAGGGCCCGGCCGGACCGACAGGCAGCUACCAGAGCAAGUGCAUCUUAUUCAAAAGGGAGAGAAUCCUCGUUCCUGCAGAAGAAUGCAAAAUACCGCCCACAACUUAUGAAUGGCCAUUUGAGUUCCACUUCCCUCCUCAUGUGGAAUCGCCAAAUGCCUGGCCGGAGGCAGAGUCAUUCCGUGUCGACGAGAACCAACCACUACCCCCAUCAUUCAAUACAGAGUGCCACAAUUCAUUGCGAAGGGUAUCCGCAAGCGUCGAGUACCGGCUGAAAGUUCAGAUCUUCAAGCUCACAAAGGGCCUGUUCGAGAGAAAGUCGCCGAUAUUUGAGAAGGUGGUGCAUCUUCCAUUCGUUCCGAUGGCGGCACGAGCACGCACACGUGCUAUCGAACUAGAGAAGAAGCAGAAGAUCGACCGAACAUUCACCGUACGCAGCCUAUCAUUGUUGCCAGGAAAUACCGAUCGCUCCCUGAGCGUGCAGGAGAGAUUCAAGGCGUGGCUUUCUCCCGGACAAUUGCCUUACUUUUCCUUUGGCGUUGAGUUCCGGUAUCCAUUGUACCUUGUUGGGGGCAUGCCGAUCCCACUGUUACUGGGUGUCAAGCCAUUAAUAGACAACUCUAAUGCCCCUCAAGUCCCAGAGAUUAUCUUACAAACGGCCUCCAUCACACUCAUCGGCAGGACGGCCGCUCGUGCAUCUCCGUUGCUGAUGGGAUCUAUGUUGGGCGAGGUGGAUGAAGAGACUAUGCUACUUUCAAAAACAUCGUUGCGGAUGGCUGUUUCUGGUCAGAUGGACCUUUCUGAGCGGUUCGGCCAGAUAUCAUUGCCUACUACUGAUGUCACUUUUAACACUUUUAAUCUGAGUCGUUCAUACCGGCUGAGGAUCUCGCUGGUGUUCGAAUGCGCAGGGAAGUUGUUCAAAUUCGAUGCUACAGAUCUGGAAGUAGGGGUACUCUCGAACGCUGGAAUGACGGUAAAGAAGGAUGGUUUACCUAGGGGCUCAGCAGAUGAGGGCUCCAGUCAUUCUCGAAGAUAUGUGGUCUACAGUUCAGACGAACAGCCGCCGCCGUAUUUGCCUUCAUCAGGUGUCUCUGAGUGGAGCUCGGAAGGAAAGUCCAGUGUCUAG
Messenger RNA from Aspergillus fischeri NRRL 181, 1284 nucleotides. RefSeq lists its product as uncharacterized. Gene Ontology annotation, molecular function: ubiquitin protein ligase binding; protein-macromolecule adaptor activity. The transcript has a single exon. The coding region runs from base 1 to 1284 and encodes 427 amino acids. NCBI's taxonomy places the organism in Eukaryota, Fungi, Ascomycota, Eurotiomycetes, Eurotiales, Aspergillaceae. Gene Ontology annotation, biological process: ubiquitin-dependent endocytosis. The record is from RefSeq and is a predicted model, not a curated record. Gene Ontology annotation, cellular component: plasma membrane; cytoplasm; cytosol.